AUGGGCCGAGCAGAGAAAGGAUGCCCUAUUUGCUACCACAAGCUCCCUCGCCCUGGCGAGGUGCUGGAGCCCUAUGAUGAGGAGCUCAACUACUUUAUGUGGAUCCCGGGUUUUGAGUGGAAACCCAAGCCAGCUGCUGAGCAAGAUGCGUAUGAGACAGAGAGCUCAGAAGGCGAGGCGGACGAGGACAUGGAGGAGGCAUUGAAGGAGAUGGUUGAGAAUGACGAGAUGAAGCAGAAGUACAACGAGAGAGCUUCAGGGGGAAAAACGUAG
Eimeria mitis is the source of this 273-nucleotide messenger RNA. Its product is annotated as myosin light chain TgMLC1, putative. The transcript is spliced from 3 exons. Bases 1 to 273 code for a protein of 90 amino acids. NCBI's taxonomy places the organism in Eukaryota, Apicomplexa, Conoidasida, Eucoccidiorida, Eimeriidae. The record is from RefSeq and is a predicted model, not a curated record.